Molecule: messenger RNA, 213 nt
Organism: Adineta steineri
Lineage: Eukaryota; Metazoa; Rotifera; Eurotatoria; Adinetida; Adinetidae
Source: the annotation of a GenBank genome assembly
AUGGCUAGUAAUCUUAUGCAGUUCUUCUUCAUGAGUGCACGAAUUGGAGAAGUUAAUGGUAUACGUACAUUUGCUACUCAGAGUCCAAAAACUAGUAGACACAAUAAUCCAUCUGGUGGUUAUGGAGAUAGUAGUUCAUUAUCACAAAAAUCAGGUGGCUAUGAAAAUAGUUUUGGCAGUAAGAAUAGCUCAUCCUUCGGUAAACAAGAAUAG